Messenger RNA from Penicillium samsonianum, 300 nucleotides. RefSeq lists its product as uncharacterized. The record is from RefSeq and is a predicted model, not a curated record. The transcript is spliced from 2 exons. The coding region runs from base 1 to 300 and encodes 99 amino acids. NCBI's taxonomy places the organism in Eukaryota, Fungi, Ascomycota, Eurotiomycetes, Eurotiales, Aspergillaceae.
AUGGCUGAGCCUCGCGAUCAUAUCCCAAUGCAAGAUGACUUCAAAAUCCAGAUCCUCCACGAGCCUACAGAAACUCCUUCCCUUUCUCGCCUCACCUCAAACGCGCCAUCAGAGGUAGAAAAAUGGUCUGCACGCUUCGAUACCUGCAGCAUGGUCUCGUUUCCUCUCUCUGUCUCCAUCCUCGCGGGACCUGACGCCGCAUUUUACACGAUGACGGUCUUUCUGGUGCCGGUGGUCAUGUUCCAACUUUAUUGUUGGUGGCGUCAUUGGUCUGCUGGCCGACAACAAAACUCCAAGUGA